CGCCCGCCCAGCCGCAGUCUGCAGGAGCCGCCGCCGCAGCCGGCCGCGGGGCGGGAUUCCGGGGCCGUCGCAGGGAGCGCAGCUCGGCUCUCCGCGCUUGUGCUUUUGCCCGCCCCGCUCCUCGCCGCGUCGGUCCGCUGGCCGGGUGCGGCUGAUCAGCUCGCCCUCCGGCUCCGAACCCAGGCUCCACGGCCGCCGCAGGGACCCGCCCACCAGACCCUGCCCGGGCCGCCCGUCUGCCUGUUUGGACCCUGCCGUUGAUGACACCUGGCAGGAGGCUACCAUGGAAGGGGAUGGUUCCGACUCGCUGGUUACCAUUAAGAAUAUCGAAAGAGAGCUCAUUUGCCCAGCAUGCAAGGAGCUGUUUACCCACCCGCUGAUUCUCCCUUGUCAACACAGUAUCUGUCAUAAGUGUGUAAAAGAACUCUUACUGACACAUGAUGACUCAUUCAAUGACGUGGGAUCGGACAACUCCAAUCAGAGCAGUCCUCGACUUCGGCUCCCGUCCCCUAGCAUGGACAAAAUUGACAGAAUUAGCAGACCAGGCUGGAAGCGCGGUUCCCUGACCCCUAGGACAACCACUUUUCCUUGCCCCGGCUGUGAGCAUGAUGUGGAUCUUGGAGAACGAGGAAUCAAUGGUCUGUUUCGCAAUUUCACUUUGGAAACUAUUGUCGAGAGGUACCGGCAGGCAGCCAGGGCGGCCACAGCCAUCAUGUGUGACCUCUGUAAACCACCACCCCAGGAGUCCACGAAGAGUUGCAUGGACUGUAGUGCGAGCUACUGCAACGAGUGCUUCAAAAUUUACCACCCCUGGGGUACGGUGAAAGCUCAGCACGAGUACGUGGGUCCAACUACUAAUUUUAGGCCCAAGAUCUUAAUGUGCCCAGAACAUGAAACAGAGAGAAUCAACAUGUACUGUGAAUUAUGUCGGAGGCCAGUCUGUCAUCUCUGUAAGUUGGGCGGUAAUCAUUCCAAUCACCGGGUCACCACUAUGAGCAGUGCCUACAAAACCUUAAAGGAAAAGCUUUCAAAGGAUAUUGAUUACCUUAUUGGCAAGGAGAGCCAGGUGAAGAGUCAAAUUUCUGAACUAAACUUGUUAAUGAAAGAAACAGAGUGUAAUGGAGAGAGAGCAAAAGAAGAAGCAGUCACACAUUUUGAAAAGCUCUUUGAAGUUCUAGAAGAGAGGAAAUCAUCGGUUUUGAAGGCCAUUGAUGCUUCUAAGAAACUAAGAUUAGACAAAUUUCAGACUCAAGUGGAGGAGUAUCAGGGGCUCCUAGAGAACAGUGGGCUGGUGGGAUAUGCCCAAGAAGUGCUUAAGGAGACGGAUCAGUCCUGUUUCGUGCAGACGGCAAAACAGCUCCACCUCAGAAUUCAGAAAGCCACAGAAUCUUUGAAGAGCUUUAGACCCGCAGCUCAGACUUCUUUUGAAGACUAUGUUGUUAAUACAUCUAAACAGACAGAACUUCUUGGAGAAUUGUCCUUUUUCUCCAGUGGCAUAGACGUGCCAGAGAUCAACGAGGAACAGAGCAGAGUUUAUAACAAUGCUCUGAUCAACUGGUACCAUCCCGAAAAGGAUAAAGCGGAUAGCUAUGUCCUUGAAUAUCGGAAGAUUAACAGAGAUGAAGAAAUGCUGUCUUGGAACGAGAUUGAAGUGUGCGGCACAAGCAAAGUCAUUUCCGACCUGGAAAGCAAUUGUAACUACGCUUUCCGAGUAAGAGCCUACAAGGGCUCCAUCUGCAGUCCUUGCAGCAGAGAGCUGACUCUUCAUACCCCACCAGCUCCAGUUUUCAGUUUCCUCUUUGAUGAAAAAUGUGGCUAUAAUAAUGAACACCUCUUGCUGAACUUGAAGAGAGACCGCGUAGAGAGUAGAGCUGGGUUUAAUCUCCUGCUCUCUGCGGAGCGUGUUCAAGUGGGUUAUUACACAAGCCUGGACUACAUCAUUGGAGAUGUUGGAAUUACCAAGGGGAAGCACUUCUGGGCCUUCCGGGUGGAGCCGUAUUCAUACCUGGUCAAAGUGGGAGUUGCUUCCAGUGAUAAAUUACAGGAAUGGCUCCGUUCUCCCCGGGAUGCCGUCAGUCCAAGAUACGAGCAAGACAGCGGCCAUGACAGUGGAAGUGAAGAUGCCUGCUUCGAUUCUUCACAGCCGUUCACGUUGGUCACCAUAGGCAUGAAGAAGUUUUUCAUACCCAAGUCAGCCACUUCUGCCAACGAACCCGAGAACAGAGUUCUACCCAUGCCCACAAGUAUAGGGAUUUUCCUUGACUAUGAUAAAGGCCGAGUGGCUUUCUACGACAUGGAUCACAUGAAAUGCCUUUACGAGCGCCAGGUGGACUGCUCGCACACCAUGUACCCGGCCUUCGCCCUGAUGGGCAGUGGAGGCAUUCAGCUUGAGGAACCCAUCACGGCAAAAUACCUGGAAUACCAAGAGCACAUGUAGAUGAAGUCUGAUGGGGCUUAGGGUGGAAAAGGGGAGCAGAGUUAUGCCUUGGUGUUAGCCCUCGUCUCUAAUUACAUAGCAUCGAAGUACUCCGUGGCCACGCUUGUUUCUGUGUGUGUUUCUUCUUCAAUCAGAAAGCCUGAACAGUUUGCCUCUUCCGUGCUGUCGUUCUGCCUUUUUCACAAGCCACGGGAGUAAAGACACUCUGUAACCGGAUUGUCUUUCUUUUUUUACGAACAGGAAAUCUAAUUUAUUUAUGUCAGCCCUGCCGCUGAUACUUAAUUAACAUUUCUUUUUCUGGAGGGGGGGGAGGUCUACAAAAGUAUUUAUUAUUAUGUUUCUUUUGUGUUUGGUUUUUCAUUUUGUAUCAUGUUUAUGUCUUAAGAUAUUUUUUAGAUGCCUUAUGGGUGGAAAUUAGCACUUAGCCUUGCGUCUUGCAUAUGUUUUUCAUAGGAAAACAAAAGUAUAGAUAGGUAAAAAGGCCAGAGAAAUGGUAGUAUAUUUAAAUGGAAAAUUAUGUAUUUUGAGGCGUAUAAUGGAUAUUCAGAGUAUAUUCCCUGGAAAAUGACUACUGCUUUUUUUUCUCUUUUAAGACUGCAAAUUGUAUUUUUAAGGAUAUUUUAAAGAGUUCCCUUAGCUGUAAUGUGCACACCUGCAUGUGUUGUUAAACAUGUAUGUUUGUUUGUUUGUUUUGCAGGAAACACAAAGUUCUCGGCUAACACAUGAAACUUGUCACUUCAUGUAAAAUUUGUCUUCAGUUUUUCUUACUCUAUGAAAAUAUCUGAGCUUAUAUCAAAUUAUUUUUCACAAAUAUUAGUGAAGAUUCACUGAUACUUCACUUCGCAUAUUUGUUCUUUGGCCCUUUUAUCGUGUCCUAUGAUUUUAUGAUUUUCUUUUUUUGGCACCGAUAUUAUAUAUCAGAUUGUCCUGGUUUAUGUUUACAUAUUGGGAAAGUUGAUGAUUUAUUUUUAAUGUCAUUAAAUUAUUCUAAAAUGUGGAGUAACCGGUCAGUUGGAUGUUAUUUUCUGUGGCCUAUUGUUUGGUAAUAAGCGUUUGUAAAAGUAAGUAAAAGACAAAUCUAGUUGGGUAGGAAUAAUAACAGAAAUCAUAGUGACUGUGUAUACCUUUCUAAAAGUUGUUCUGAUUUGCAGAAUUAAUAUUUUAACUGAAAUUUUACAUUCAUUUUUGAAAGUUGUCUUCUACUUAGAUGUUUUUUAUCUAAACUGCUUAUUUUUUAGAAGUUAAAAUGUACAGAAGCUAGACUUAAAUAUUGUCGCACUCAUGAUUUUGAAAUGCUUUUGACCUAUUUCGAUAGACCAACCAAAAUCUCGGGCCUUAUCUGGUUUCCUUGUUUGUUUUUAAUAUAUAUUUUUAAAUGUUCUUCAGGCUGGUAGCAUCAAAUGAGCUUUUUUUUUACCCCCAACCCAGGUAGGAAAUAUCAUGGCAAAGUUCACGUGGAGUACGCUUCGUUACUUUCCCACUGAUGAAUAGCACUUUACGGCAUGGGCUGAACUAAACACGUACGCAGGGUUAAUGGGCUGAACUAAACACGUACGCAGGGUUAAUGUUGUGCAGUAAGGUUGCUCAAGUCUCGUGUGUGGUAAGUUUGAGUCUCAAGCCUCUGUAAGCACGUGUCCGGUACACAUUUGAAACAUAAAGCUUUAAUAGGAAUAGGGAAGGCGCGUAAAACAUUGUAUAAGUUGUACAGAAAUUGUUGUCCUGGAUGUCUGUUGUUUUUAAUAAAAAUCGAAAUACGUGUAAUUAUUGAACUGCA
Messenger RNA from Ailuropoda melanoleuca (giant panda), 4211 nucleotides. It is a transcript of the gene TRIM36, whose product is annotated as tripartite motif containing 36. Gene Ontology annotation, cellular component: acrosomal vesicle. The record is from RefSeq and is a predicted model, not a curated record. Gene Ontology annotation, biological process: spindle organization; acrosome reaction. The transcript is spliced from 10 exons. Gene Ontology annotation, molecular function: protein binding; ubiquitin-protein transferase activity; zinc ion binding. The coding region runs from base 284 to 2437 and encodes 717 amino acids. Lineage: Eukaryota; Metazoa; Chordata; Mammalia; Carnivora; Ursidae.